AGGGACAAAACCAGUCAAUGAAUACACCACGACCACCAUCAAUACGAACCCCAUUAGUGUCUCCCAUGGCUCUCCAAUUGUCUGGUUUUUUAAAUGGGGACACAAUCCAAGUUCAAGGAGAUGCAGGGGACUUGCAAUUCUCGGUUCAAUUGAAUAUCGCCAAGAAACUUUUUCACGAGAAACUUGGUCCUCCUCUUGAAUCUCCUGGGACAGUUGCAUAUAACCCAGAAAAAAUUUCGAUUGAAGAUUCAAGCUUUUCUUCGUACGUGACCCCAAAUGGCUCUGAAGAAUUAAGGAACGAAGGUCGUUUUGCAGAGCCAGUAGCUGAUGAAAAUUGUCGUUUUGGCGAAGAGGUUGAUAGGUCUGAGGUUAUUAAGAUUAGGGAGUGCGUUGUGACGAGGCUGAGAAGUGGGGUCAUAUCUCCAGUGACAUAUUAUCCUCCUCGGAUUUUCUCUGAGAAUUUAUUAAGGCCUUCUAAGAAAGUGAAAUCAAGGAAGAGAAGUUCAGAGAAGAAGAUUGAUGUGUUUGAGAGAUUGUUUAGAAGGCAUAGUUGUCCUGUGAAGCCAUGUACUUCUUAUGCAUUCUUUGUUAUGGCUACUUGGGGUGUGGUCAAAUCAUCUUCGUUUGGUGAAACCAGUAAGAGAAUUGGUCAAAUGUGGUACAAACUCUCUCACAAUGAGAAAAAGUUAUACCAGGAGUUGGCUUUGAAGGACAAUGCAAGAUACAAGAAGCAAUGCAAGUUGUUGAAGAAGAACAAAGCCUAGUAGAGCCUAGAGGACAGGUUAUUAUUUCUUUAGAACAUAUAAGCU
Molecule: messenger RNA, 809 nt
Organism: Humulus lupulus (European hop)
Lineage: Eukaryota; Viridiplantae; Streptophyta; Magnoliopsida; Rosales; Cannabaceae
Exons: 2
Coding region: 18-764 (248 amino acids)
Source: RefSeq, a predicted model, not a curated record